This is a messenger RNA of Scutellospora calospora, 750 nucleotides long. NCBI's taxonomy places the organism in Eukaryota, Fungi, Glomeromycota, Glomeromycetes, Diversisporales, Gigasporaceae. The record is from the annotation of a GenBank genome assembly.
CAACAAGAUGGCUCGCAAAUUGCAUAUAAAAUUCUUGAACCAAGCAACCCAAAAAAUAUUGAAAAUGAAAUUCCUCUCAUAUUAAUCAUUGGAUUGUGGAGCGUCAAAGAAGAAUUUAUUGGUCUAGAAGAAGUAAUCAUAUUUGAUAAUCGUGGAAUUGGUGAAUCAAGUGUUGCUUCUUCUGAUGACCCAAUUUCACUUUAUUUGAUGGCAAAAGACACAAUUGCAUUGAUCAAACAUCUUGGAAUCAAGCAUUUUAAUUUGUUUGGAUGGUCUAUGGGUGGGUUGAUCGCACUCAAUGUCGCCUUGAAUGUUCCAUCAGAUCUUAACUUAGAGAAACUGGUUAUUUGUUCAACUUCGAUUCAACCUCCCCCACCUUCAGCAUUCUAUCAUAUUCUAUAUGAUUUACCAAAGCCGCCGGAUCCUUUAAAGAAUGUUCAAGAACAAAAAGAUGAAAUUAUGAGAGCUUUUGAAAAGUGUUUUACUGAUUAUAUGCUUGAACAUCCUGAAAUUCUUGAUAAACUUGCAGAAAUUCAAUUUAAUUCUCAUCGUCCAUUUGAGAUUUUCAAACGACAAUGGGAAGCCAUUAAAGGAAUUGAUCUUAUCUCGAAAGUACAAACAAUUGAAACUCCAACUCUGCUACUUCAUGGUGAUUCCGACGAAAUACUUCCUAUUACAGAAGCUGAACUUAUUGCUAGUAAAAUUCCUAACAUCAAAUUCAUUAAGCUUUCCAAUGCUGGGCACAUGUAA